ACGGCCAGGAUCCACACACACCCUGCCGAAUCCAACGCUCCAUAUUCCCAGUUGAAUCUCUCCUUACCUUCCCUUCCACUUUUUUCUUCCUCUAUGGCUCUAUCUCUCUGGUCUCACCUCUAACACAGCCCAUGUGCUCAAGUCUCAAACGUACGGUUCGUGCUUUUCCCAUUUCGGUUUCAUUUCAUUUCUAGGGUUUCAAUAUAUGGCGACAAUUGAACCUCUGAAACCAAUAAUUCCGAGAAAAUUCGCUUCAAAUUUGAAUCAUAACCCAAAGGACUGUUGCGGAUUGAGCUUGUUUCAUGGUCAAUCUAGGGUUUUUCACUACAAAUUCAGUCGGAUUAUAUGGAAUUCGGUUUCGUGCCGUUCAACCAAUACGUAUGUACCAGUUAGGGUUUCGAGGAAUCUGGAUUGGUUCGAUAUUCGGAGAAGCUUUCUGAGGAAUCAGGAAUGGCGGAGAGAGAGUAGAAUCAGAGCGAAUUGCCAGGACAGUGAUUCAAAGGCAAGUUCGAACGAAAAAAGCGAAGCGAAAACGAGUGAGGGUUCUAAGAGCUCGUCCAAUUCAAAUUCGAAAACGCCGCGGAGGGAGAAGCAAGGAAAAGGUGGGUGGUGGAAGGGAGGCAAGUGGCGGUGGCAGCCGAUUAUUCAGGCGCAGGAAAUUGGAAUAUUGCUUUUGCAAUUGGGAAUUGUUAUGCUCGUCAUGAGGCUGCUCAGGCCUGGGAUUCCGUUGCCGGGGUCUGAACCGAGGACGCCGACGUCAUUUGUUAGCGUUCCAUACAGUGAUUUUUUGAGUAAGAUUAAUAGUAAUCAGGUGCAGAAAGUUGAGGUUGAUGGAGUGCAUAUUAUGUUUAGAUUGAAAUCGGAACAGGGUAGUCAAGAGAGUGAAGUGGGAGGGAUGAGUAAAUUGCAGGAAUCGGAGUCGUUGAUUAGGAGUGUGGCUCCGACAAAGAGGAUUGUUUAUACCACAACUAGGCCGAGUGAUAUAAAGACGCCGUACGAGAAGAUGCUCGAGAAUGAGGUCGAGUUCGGUUCUCCGGAUAAGCGGUCCGGGGGCUUCUUAAACUCCGCACUAAUUGCAUUGUUCUAUGUUGCUGUGCUUGCAGGUCUUCUCCACCGAUUUCCUGUAAGCUUUUCUCAGCAUACAGCUGGUCAGCUUAGGAGCCGCAAGUCUGGUGCUUCUGGUGGAACUAAAGUCAAUGAACAAGGGGAAACAGUUACCUUUGCUGAUGUUGCAGGUGUUGAUGAGGCUAAGGAGGAGCUAGAAGAAAUUGUAGAAUUCCUCAGAAAUCCGGACAGGUAUGUACGAGUUGGUGCUCGCCCUCCUCGAGGUGUUCUCCUGGUGGGUCUUCCUGGGACAGGUAAGACUCUCCUAGCAAAGGCUGUGGCUGGGGAGGCUGAAGUGCCUUUUAUAAGUUGUUCUGCAAGUGAGUUUGUAGAAUUGUAUGUUGGCAUGGGAGCUUCCCGCGUGAGAGAUCUCUUUGCAAGGGCAAAGAAAGAAGCACCAUCAAUAAUCUUCAUUGAUGAGAUAGAUGCUGUAGCAAAAAGCCGUGAUGGUAGAUUUCGCAUUGUUAGCAAUGAUGAGCGAGAGCAAACCUUGAACCAGUUGCUUACUGAAAUGGAUGGAUUUGAUAGCAACUCUGCUGUUAUUGUUCUUGGAGCAACUAAUCGCUCAGAUGUCUUAGAUCCUGCACUUCGCCGCCCUGGGAGAUUUGAUCGUGUAGUUAUGGUGGAAACACCUGAUAGGAUCGGAAGAGAAGCCAUUCUAAAAGUUCAUGUUUCCAAGAAAGAACUUCCUCUAGGAGAAGAUGUUAAUCUCAGUGAUAUUGCAUCUAUGACCACUAGCUUCACCGGGGCAGACCUAGCAAAUUUAGUGAAUGAAGCUGCUUUGUUAGCUGGAAGACAAAAUAAAGUUGUCGUGGAGAAAAUUGAUUUUGUUCAUGCAGUAGAGCGGUCAAUAGCUGGCAUAGAAAAGAAGACCACCAAGUUGCAGGGAAGUGAGAAGGCUGUUGUUGCACGGCAUGAAGCUGGUCAUGCAGUAGUGGGAACUGCUGUUGCUAAUCUUCUUUGUGGACAGCCACGUGUUGAGAAGUUGAGCAUAUUGCCAAGAUCAGGAGGGGCAUUGGGUUUUACAUAUACUCCUCCCACCAAUGAGGAUCGAUAUUUGCUGUUCAUUGAUGAGUUACGUGGGCGCUUGGUUACUCUUCUUGGAGGACGUGCUGCAGAAGAAGUUGUAUAUUCUGGCCGUGUAUCGACAGGUGCACUUGAUGAUAUCCGGCGAGCAACUGACAUGGCAUACAAAGCAGUAGCUGAAUAUGGUCUUAAUCAGACCAUAGGCCCAGUGUCCUUAGCAACACUUUCUGGGGGUGGGAUCGAUGAGUCAGGGGGGUCCAUGCCUUGGGGAAGGGAUCAGGGGCAUCUUGUUGAUCUUGUUCAAAGAGAGGUGAAAGUACUGCUGCAAUCUGCACUUGAUGUAGCACUCUCUGUUGUGCGUGCUAACCCUACUGUUUUGGAGGGGCUUGGAGCUCAUUUGGAAGAAAAUGAGAAAGUGGAAGGUGAGGAGCUACAAGAAUGGUUGAAGAUGGUUGUUGCACCUGCAGAGCUUACAAUCUUCAUUAGAGGCAAGCAAGAACCUAUUCACCCACUGCAAAUAGGAUCUGGAUGAUGCUACUGCAUACAUUACUUUCAGUGUGCAUUGAAACAUCGGUGGGGUAUGGAGUUCCAUUUUAGUCAGUAUCUCCACACUGUUUUGAAAGAUGAACUUCUCAUUCACUCCAACAUACCCUUAUCAAUGUAUAUUCCAUCAAAGGAGAUGUUGGGGUUUGUCUUAACAUCUGCCACCCGGUUCUCUCUUCUUCCUCGUAAUACAAAGGUUUAAAACCUGAAAAAAGAAAAGAAAAAAAAAAAAAAAAAGGAAAGAAGGGGAGGAACAGCUCUAGAGUCAAUACUACGUGAGCUUUGUCAAGUCUCCCACCAUUUUAACAUCUAAUGAAAGUCAAUACUACUUUACCCAA
Molecule: messenger RNA, 3011 nt
Organism: Vitis riparia (riverbank grape)
Lineage: Eukaryota; Viridiplantae; Streptophyta; Magnoliopsida; Vitales; Vitaceae
Product: ATP-dependent zinc metalloprotease FTSH 7, chloroplastic
Exons: 13
Coding region: 206-2662 (818 amino acids)
Biological process (GO): proteolysis
Cellular component (GO): membrane; chloroplast thylakoid
Molecular function (GO): ATP hydrolysis activity; metalloendopeptidase activity; ATP-dependent peptidase activity
Source: RefSeq, a predicted model, not a curated record